AGAUCCGUUACAGUCUUCUGGUCACAUGGCGAAUCUACUGUUGUGUGCUCACUGCUCAGUGCAGUGUGCUGUGUGUUGCAUGCCAUGGGUGUUUAUUUUCAAGCAAGCAGCAAGGUUUUUCUUUCAUCAUUCUGAACUCUCUUGCGUUGUACUACAAAGUACGCUGGAGCCGUUGUGGUCUGCAUUUUAACUUCCUCUCAUACUCAGGGCUGCCCUUUCUUCGGCGUUAUCUUAUGUUCGGAGAAAGGCUUGCAUAGUGGUGUGGCUGGUCCACAAGUAGUGCUGGGUAUGAUCCAUGGUCUAGCAGCAGUUCCUCGGACUCGAUCAUAUCGCGGAAACUAACACCUGCCUGUCUUGAGAAACGACAAUGAGCUCCUUUUUGCAGGUAACCCGACGGCUGCUGGUUAGCCUUGUAUUCAGUUUCCUAUAUGGCUUUGCUCCCCGGCUGCUGGCAGCAAGUCCGACUUUGCCUGUUUCAAAUCUAGUGCUUUCGUCGUCGUUAGCCAAUACAAUUACGGUGACGUGGGACGAUUCCGAUCCAACAAUAGAUUACUACAAAAUCAGGUACACCCGCUUGCUUCUCUCUGGUGUGCCGUAUAAUGUCACAAAUGUAACUCUUCCGGACUUUGCAAGCAAUGGCAUGGGAAGACACAGUCACACAAUAUCUGGGUUGUCUGCUGGCAGCAUGUUUCGCAUAACUGUUUGGCCAUGCGAAUCCGAUGAAGAGACAACUGAGUCAACCACACCAACAUCUCCAGCAAGUUCGUCAGCUACACCAGCAGAUGCAAUGACCUGGUCAGGUGCAUCAACAAAUGAAUCAGAUACACCAGCAACAACAAUAGUUACAUCGACGGGGGCACCUACAACAGCAGCAUCUGCUACAACAAUAGCAUCCGCUACAACAAUAGCAUCCGCUACAACAAUAGCAUCUGCUACAACAGCAGCUGGGGCAAGUAUGACAACUAUGCCUCCGAGCCAGUGUGGGCCUGAGGCACAGAAAACAAUAAGCACUAGUGAUGCAGAUCCAACCUCUCCUGUCCAAAACCUAACUGUCACGGCUGUAUCUGGAAACACCACUAAUGUAUCAUGGGUCAGACCUGAAAUUGGAACACUGCACGGAGCUUUGACUCACUACAUGGUUGUAUACAAUCGCACUAUUCUCUCUGGGGAGACAGGGCCAAGUCAUUUCACUACAAACAGUGUGCAAGUUACAGCUGGUGAUCCAGCACAAACAGAUUUCUCCUAUCAAAUCCUGGGGCUAACAGCUGGCAGCAGGUAUGAAAUAUCCAUUGAACCAUGUAGGAUGGCUGUGUGUGGACCAGCUGCAACGACAAGUACCAACACCAGUAAUGCAGAUCCUACCUCUCCUGUCCAAAACCUAACCAUCACGGCUGUAACCGGAAACACCACUAAUGUAUCAUGGAUCAGACCGGAAAUUGGAACACUGCAUGGAGCUUUGACUCACUACGUGGUUGUAUACAAUCGCACUAUUCUCUCUGGGGAGACAAGUAAUUUCACUACAAACAGUGAACAAGUUCCAGCUGGUAGUGAUCCAGCACAAACAGAUUUCUCCUAUCAAAUCAUGGGGCUAACAGCUGGCAGCAGGUAUGAAAUAUCCAUUGAACCAUGUAGGAUGGCUGUGUGUGGACCAGCUGCAAUGACAAGUACCAACACCAGUAAUGCAGAUCCUACCUCUCCUGUCCAAAACCUAACCGUCACGGCUGUAACCGGAAACACCACUAAUGUAUCAUGGGUCAGACCUGAAAUUGGAACACUGCACGGAGCUUUGACUCACUACGUGGUUGUAUACAAUCGCACUAUUCUCUCUGGGGAGACAAGCAAUUUCACUACAAACAGUGAACAAGUUCCAGCUGGUAGUGAUCCAGCACAAACAGUUUUCUCCUAUCAAAUCCUGGGGCUAACAGCUGGCAGCAGGUAUGAAAUAUCCAUUGAACCAUGUAGGAUGGCUGUGUGUGGACCAGCUGCAACGACAAGUACCAACACCAGUAAUGCAGAUCCAACCUCUCCUGUCCAAAACCUAACCGUCGUGGCUGUAACCGGAAACACCACUAAUGUAUCAUGGGUCAGACCUGACAUUGGAACACUGCACGGAGCUUUGACUCACUACGUGGUUGUAUACAAUCGCACUAUUCUCUCUGGGGAGACAAGUAAUUUCACUACAAACAGUGAACAAGUUCCAGCUGGUAGUGAUCCAACACAAACAGUUUUCUCCUAUCAAAUCCUGGGGCUAACAGCUGGCAGCAGGUAUGAAAUAUCCAUUGAACCAUGUAGGAUGGCUGUGUGUGGACCAGCUGCAACGACAAGCACCAACACCAGUAAUGCAGAUCCUACCUCUCCUGUCCAAAACCUAACCGUCACGGCUGUAACCGGAAACACCACUAAUGUAUCAUGGGUCAGACCGGAAAUUGGAACGCUGCAUGGAGCUUUGACUCACUACGUGGUUGUAUACAAUCGCACUAUUCUCUCUGGGGAGACAAGUAAUUUCACUACAAACAGUGAACAAGUUCCAGCUGGUAGUGAUCCAGCACAAACAGAUUUCUCCUAUCAAAUCAUGGGGCUAACAGCUGGCAGCAGGUAUGACAUAUCCCUUGAACCAUGUAGGAUGGCUGUGUGUGGACCAGCUGCAACGACAAGUACCAACACCAGUAAUGCAGAUCCAACCUCUCCUGUCCAAAACCUAACCGUCGUGGCUGUAACCGGAAACACCACUAAUGUAUCAUGGGUCAGACCUGACAUUGGAACACUGCACGGAGCUUUGACUCACUACGUGGUUGUAUACAAUCGCACUAUUCUCUCUGGGGAGACAGGGCCAAGUCAUUUCACCACAAACAGUGAACAAGUUCCAGCUGGUAGUGAUCCAACACAAACUAAUUUCUCCUAUCAAAUCCUGGGGCUAACAGCUGGCAGCAGGUAUGAAAUAUCCAUUGAACCAUGUAGGAUGGCUGUGUGUGGACCAGCUGCAACGACAAGUACCAACACCAGUAAUGCAGAUCCAACCUCUCCGGUCCAAAACCUAACCGUCAUGGCUGUAACCGGAAACACCACUAAUGUAUCAUGGGUCAGACCUGACAUUGGAACACUGCAUGGAGCUUUGACUCACUACGUGGUCGUAUACAAUCGCACUAUUCUCUCUGGGGUGACAAGCAAUUUCACUACAAACAGUGAACAAGUUCCAGCUGGUAGUGAUCCAGCACAAACAGUUUUCUCCUAUCAAAUCCUGGGGCUAACAGCUGGCAGCAGGUAUGAAAUAUCCAUUGAACCAUGUAGGAUGGCUGUGUGUGGACCAGCUGCAACGACAAGUACCAACACCAGUAAUGCAGAUCCAACCUCUCCUGUCCAAAACCUAACCGUCGUGGCUGUAACCGGAAACACCACUAGUGUGUCAUGGGUCAGACCGGAAAUUGCAACACUGCACGGAGCUUUGACUCACUACAUGGUUGUAUACAAUCGCACUAUUCUCUCUGGGGAGACAGGACCAAGUCAUUUCACUACAAACAGUGAACAAGUUCCAGCUGGUAGUGAUCCAACACAAACUAAUUUCUCCUAUCAAAUCAUGGGGCUAACAGCUGGCAGCAGGUAUGAAAUAUCCAUUGAACCAUGUAGGAUGGCUGUGUGUGGACCAGCUGCAACGACAAGUACCAACACCAGUAAUGCAGUACCCACAGGGAUGGUGCAGAACGUAGCCACUUCAAGUGACAGUAAUAGUAUCCGUUUGACAUGGAACAGGCCCCCCUUAGCAACACUCAAUGGAAGACUGUCUUACUACAAUAUAGUGUACAAUCGCACGCUGUUGUCUGGAGUAGCAUUCAAUUUGACCACUGCAACUGUGACUGCAACGGUGGGCAGCGAAACGGACACAGCGUUCUCCCACGACAUCACUGGGCUAUCUGCUGGUAGCAAGUUUAAUGUGUCUGUGGAACCAUGCCGAGGGUCGCCAUCAGCUUCCAAUUUAUGUGGACCAGCAUCUGUUCAUACAAUUGAUACUGCCAAUGAACAGCCGACGUCUCCUGUCCAGAAUCUGGGAGUUAUGGGCACUGGGCAAACUGUGAGAGUAACAUGGAACAGACCCAACCUUGAAACAUUGCGCGGAGCAUUGACCCAUUACAAGAUUGUGUACAAUCGAACCAAGUUGGCUGGCAUCGCGCAUCAUAUGAUAUCAAAUUCUGUGGAUGUUAAUGUAACACUGGCCACUAAGGAGGAUUACUCACACGAUGUAGCCAAUCUAUCAUCUGGCAGUGAAUAUGUGUUUUCUGUUGAACCAUGCCGGAGAUCAACACCAUCAAGUAGCUUGGUGGUUGUGUGCGGACCACUCGACUCGGGAACAAUUCAAACUGGCAACAAAGAUCCCGAGGGCCAGGUUCAGCUGUUGGCAUUGUCCCUAUCAUCUGGUGGCAACGAGGUAAAUGUGAGCUGGGAAAAACCACCGGCACGUACUCUAAACGGAAUAUUAACUCACUUCAAGGUUGAAUACAAACGCAUUAUUCAAUCCGGAGUGACGGAAACGCCGCCAACCAUGAUGGUUGUUCAUGAGAACGUGACUGAUCAGACAGUUCAACGGUUUUCAACGGUCGUCACACGCCUGUCCCGUGGUAGCCAGUAUGCAUUGUCAGUUAGCGCCUGUAGAAACAUAUCCUGUGGACCAGCAACAAUCAUGUCAAUCAACACAUCUGAUGCAGAUCCAACCUCUCCGGUCCAAAACCUAGCUAUCAUGGCUGUAACCCACAACACCGCUACUGUAGCAUGGAACAGACCUGGAAUUGCAACACUGCACGGAGCUUUGACUCACUACAUGGUUGUAUACAAUCGCACUAUUCUCUCUGGGGAGACAGGGAUAAGUCAUUUCACUACAAACAGUGUGCAAGUUCCAGCUGGUAGUGAUCCAGCACAAACAGAUUUCUCCUAUCAAAUCACGGGGCUAACUGCUGGUAGCAGGUAUGCAAUAUCCAUUAAACCAUGUAGGACGCCUGUGUGUGGACCAGCUGCACUGACAAGUACUGAUACCAAUAAUGCAGAUCCAACCUCUCCGGUCCAAAACCUAGCUAUCAUGGCUGUAACCCACGACACCGCUACUGUAGCAUGGAACAGACCUGGAAUUGCAACACUGCACGGAGCUUUGACUCACUACAUGGUUGUAUACAAUCGCACUAUUCUCUCUGGGGAGACAGGGCCAAGUCAUUUCACUACAAACAGUGUGCAAGUUACAGCUGGUGAUCCAGCACAAACAGAUUUCUCCUAUCAAAUCACGGGGCUAACUGCUGGUAGCAGGUAUGCAAUAUCCAUUAAACCAUGUAGGACGCCUGUGUGUGGACCAGCUGCACUGACAAGUACUAAUACCAAUAAUGCAGUACCCACAGGGAUGGUGCAGAACGUAGCCACUUCAAGUGACAGUAAUAGUAUCCGUUUGACAUGGAACAGGCCCCCCUUAGCAACACUCAAUGGAAAACUGUCUCACUACAAUAUAGUGUACAAUCGCACGCUGUUGUCUGGAGUAGCAUUCAAUUUGACCACAGCAACUGUGACUACAUCGGCGGGCAGCGAAACGGACACAGCGUUCUCCCACGACAUCACUGGGCUAUCUGCUGGUAGCAAGUUUGUUGUGUCUGUGGAACCAUGCCGAGGGUCACCAUCAGCUUCCAAUUUAUGUGGACCAGCAUCUGUUCAUACAAUUGAUACUGCCAAUGAACGACCGGCAGCCUCCGUCCAAAGGCUGUCCUCCAGUGUCUUGGCUCAAGCGGUCACAUUGUCAUGGACUAGACCAGACCUUAAGACGCUACACGGAGCAUUGAGCUACUACAAUAUUGUGUACAACCGCACACUGCUGGCUGGCGUGUCACAUCUCAUUACAACAGAUAGAAUGAGAGUUGAUUCAAUUUCUCCAGAUCAAACCGAUUUCUCCAAAACAAUUAGGAUGCUGUCCGCUGGUAGCCAGUAUGAGAUGUCAGUUGAGCCAUGUAGAGAUCCGGAUCUAUGUGGACCUCCUGCCACAGUGACAGUUGAUACUGAGGAAAAAGCACCCGAGGGCAGUGUACAGAACAUGGCACUAACUCUACAGAGUGGCACCAGUUUGAUUAUAAGCUGGGAAAAACCACCAGCAAAUACUUUGCACGGAUCGUUGACUCGCUUCCAGAUUGGUGUCACGCACAGUAUCCUGUCUGGAGUUCAUCAAGUGCUGCACAAUAGUUUACAGGAAGCAGUAACUGAUCAAACAAUUACGCAGUAUUCAAAGCGGCUCGAAGGGCGGGCAUAUGGCAGCCAGUAUACUCUGUCAAUUAGCGCCUGUAGACUUUCAUUGUGUGGACCUCAUGUGCAGAUGUCAAUCAACACCAGUGUUGGAGUUCCACAGAAGCCGGUGGACAAUCUCAGCAUCACACCACAGUCAACAGCUCUGCAUCUUCAAUGGACCAGACCUGAUUUGCUUUCUUUGCGUGGAGCGCUGACCCACUAUAAGAUUGUGUACAAUCGUACACUCCUUUCCGGAGUCGCUUUCAAUUUGACGACAGCAAGUCUGACUGUGUCAGUCAGUUCUCCAAUGAACACUCAGUUUUCUCAAGUCAUUGAUGGAUUAACUGCUGGAAGCAGGUUUGAGGUCUCUGUUGAGCCCUGUAGGCUGUCUAUAUGUGGACCAGCUGCAAAGAGGGCUGUCAACACCACAGAGAUUGCUCCGGAUGGAGUUGUGCUAGGACCCAAUGUGACAUCAUUGUCGUCAACUGCCGUUUCCAUUCAUUGGUCUCUACCCAUGCUGCAAAAUCGACAUGGCCGAAUUCUCUCUUACUCAUGGUCUCAUGAGCGCCUGCUGCAGGCAAAUGUUUCAAGUCGCACUUCAGCCUUUUCGGGUUUGUCACUGUCAAGGACACUAACGGCACACAACCUUACAGCUGGCAGCUUGUACCAGUUUUCCAUCAGUCCCUGCAAUGCGUUUGGCUGUGGUACUCGACUUCUAUACAACAUCUCCACCCAUGAACAGCGCCCCGCAACGAAAGUAAAUUUACUCCCGAACUUUCCAGUCGAGGCCAAUGCAUCAACGCUGUUCUGGACGGAAUUGCCACGCGAUGAUCGGCGUGGAGUGAUCACAUCCUACACUUGCUUCUAUGACCGCAUCCAGCAGGCUGGUGUGCUGGGUAGGAACUUCUCAGGAGAGGAGGUGGUCGUUGACCGGUCAUGUCGCCUCUCCAAUCUGACUUCCGGCAGUGUCUAUGCGGUGGCAGUCAUAGCUUGCACUGCUGUGGGCUGUGGUCCUGCUGCAAGCAUUAAUUUCACAACCUUGGAAAUAAAACCUUCAUCCUCAGUGGUUUCGCUUCAGAUUGACAAGAAAGGAUCAGCUUCUCUUACAGUUUCCUGGUCAAAUCCACAUCCAGAUUUUCUGGGAGGCCCGGUCAAAAAAUACAACCUGGUGAUCCAGAGAACGCACCGUGCCCAGAAAGCCUCACCAGACACACCUGCCACCUGGAUAAAUACGCAGCCUUUUUUCAGCUUCACCAAGCUGACACCAGCUAGUAGAUACAUUAUCUUUGUGGCAGUGUGUAAUCAACUUCACUGCAGCACCUACAAUAACAUAACUGGCGAAACAGACGUAAUUGCCCCUCCAACAAUGACAAUCUCAACAAUAACUGUAGCACCGGACGUGGUUAACAUGGAAGUACCCCAGUUUAACAGGCACAGGCAAUUGGUUUUGCCUGUGCCACAGACCGACUCCAAAAAUGGUGUGAUUGUGGCUGCCGCGAUUUUGGUGUACAGGAAGUGUGACAAUUUGGUCAGCACAGGUAAUCCCGUUGCAUUUUCCGACUUUCAGAAGUGCACGACAUGCCCAUGUCCACCUUACAUCGCCAAGUAUGGUCCACUGUCAGAGGUUAUCGUAGCGUCUGAUGACGUGAGAUUCAUUGUCCUUGGUAACAGUAGCGUACCCACUUCUGGCCCACUGGCAUGCCAACAAGUCUGUGAUGCAGCUCUUGAAAGUGGCCGCGAGUACAGUGUGAGUGUUAGAUACUUCACAUCUGCACCCGAUACAGCACUCAUUCAAGGCGAUGUGACUGCAGUAAACCAAGGAGUGUACUCCGAUCAGCUGGUAGCUGUAUCUGCUGCCACCGCUCCCAUUCCUGCGGAGGCAAGCUCAGCUGGUGCAGCCGUAGGCGUCGCAUUUUCUGUGCUCAUAAUCAUUGCCGGCGCUCUUUUCGGGUAUUUCUACGUGCAAAAGAAAGAUGGCGGGAAAAUCCGCCUUCCCAUAAAAGAUAAGUUGCUGCAAUUGAAGGCUCUCAACUCAACUGCUAUGUCAACCAUCAGCAUCAGCCUAUCGUCGAAGCGCAAGCUUAUGUCCAUGGAUUCUGAGGACAUCCGUACGUCUAGCUUCAGCAGCCGCAAGAGGCCUCUCCAGCAACACUCUCCAAGCCUGGCCAGCGUGAACACAUCCAUCAAGGAGUGCAUACGGCCAGUGAAGUUGACAGAAUUUAAUGACUUUGUCACCGAUAUGAGAGCAAACUCUGAUCUGAAAUUGGCUGAAGACUUCGAGAAUAUUAAGAAGAUUGGCAAGGAAACGCCCAGUACCUUUGCAACACUGCCCAUCAACAAGCCGAAAAACCGCUACAUGAACAUUCUGGCAUAUGAUCAUUCUCGAGUAAAGUUGAAGCGUGCUAGUGACAACCCGCUGGUGACCGACUAUAUCAAUGCCAAUUACAUCUCGGGCUAUCGACACACAAACCGCUACAUUGCAUCACAAGGUCCAUUGCCAGGUACUGUCUCUGACUUUUGGGGGAUGAUAUGGCAGCAGGAAGCAUCUGUCAUAGUCAUGGUAACGCAGGUCGAAGAGAAAGGCAGGAUCAAGUGCCAUCCAUAUUGGCCUAUGGAUACGGACGAUGUUCUCGAGUGCUGUGGUGUGGAGGUGAAUCUGGUGUCCGAAGUGAAAGAAGAUGACUGGAUUAAGCGGGAGAUCAACCUUGUCCAGGGUGACAAUCUGAGGACACUAACCCAGUUUGCUUUCCUCUCCUGGCCUGAUCACGGCGUACCGCAGUCAACCGAUGCUCUGCUAAAGCUGGUCUUUGCCGUGCGCAGACAGGUGACCGAGUGCGUGGACAAUCCCGAGAAGCCCGUGAUCGUCCACUGCAGCGCUGGUGUUGGCCGCACUGGCACAUUCAUUGCUGUGGACACCUGUGUGGAGCGGCUGGCCAACAAAGAUUACAUUGACCCCUACGCCGUUGUCUGCUCCAUGCGAGAGCGUCGCAACCUGAUGGUUCAGACCGAGGAGCAAUACAUCUACAUAUACCGCUGUAUGGCGAAUGUAUGUGAACGAGUGCUGGCACUACGCAAUAAUGACGACUUGGCUGGUGAGGUGAACCGUGAACAGCUGAUGGAUCAAGUCGCUGAACAACUCAUCGGCAAGUCAGCAGGUCCGAAGAAGGAGUUAUCCGUGCAUCAGAACACACUGAUGGCAGAUUGUUCACUGGGGCGUACUUCCUACAAGUUAGGCGACGACAAUGGAGACAGUCCCAAGAAAGUAGCAUCAGUGUCCGCCAUGACUUUUGUAGAUGACUCGUCGCCACCAGCAACUGAACCAAGUCGCUUAGCAGACCUGACGCAAAGGAAGCAGGGUGCAGGCGAGGACUCAACGGUGCCACGAAUCAUUGACCUCUAACCCAUAAAAAACCCAGUCUCUCUCUCUCUCUCUCUCUCUCUCUCUCUCUCUCUCUCUCUCUCUCUCUCUCUUUACAACCAUGUACAGAUGUUUUCUACAUUGAGACCUGUUUUUAAUAGCAUACUUGAUAGUACUACUUGGCAGUAGUAGUAGCAGUAGUGUUUUCGUGCCACUUUUCCCCGUUUCUUACUGCCAAGCCAGUUCUAAUGUGCACCCAUCGUUGGAUUUCUGGUAUUUCUGUAAUGAUAAUUUUUGCCAUCUCUAGAUGUCAUGCAGCCACGCCGAAAGACGGGUAUUUUCAAGAGCCUCUAUUUUACAACAGAUACCAAUUAGGCACUCUUCACACGUUCCGUAACCUGCUUACUAUUAUCUGGUGCACCUCAACAAGAGUAAUUUUACCGACUUUUUCAGUCGACUUUGUCUAUGUCAGCAAGCAAUGCUAGUUAGACCCCGCAUUUAAAAGCCUUCCCUAGCGCUAGCAGUGUGCCUGUCAGGUAUACAGGGUAAUUUGAAGCCAUAGAUCAUUCCUAAUAUUUGUAAUGAGUCGCUUACUGUGUUUAUGUUUGUGUCUAGUGCUGUCAGCAUGAUUAUUUUUGCUCAAAACUACUUCAGUAUAUUGUGUAUUCUCUGAUUGAAGAGUGAGAAUCAAGAUUGUUUAGUAUAUGACAAUGAUGCCCUUACCGUGCUUACUGUUUGCAUUGUGCUGGUAAGCAUUAGUUAUAGUGUACUUUUAAAAACAAUGUCGUCUUAUACCUGUA
Sycon ciliatum is the source of this 10401-nucleotide messenger RNA. Its product is annotated as mucin-3B-like. The record is from RefSeq and is a predicted model, not a curated record. Gene Ontology annotation, biological process: protein dephosphorylation. The transcript is spliced from 37 exons. Gene Ontology annotation, molecular function: protein binding; protein tyrosine phosphatase activity. Lineage: Eukaryota; Metazoa; Porifera; Calcarea; Leucosolenida; Sycettidae. Bases 368 to 9643 code for a protein of 3091 amino acids.